Messenger RNA from Onychostruthus taczanowskii (white-rumped snowfinch), 812 nucleotides. RefSeq lists its product as uncharacterized. The coding region runs from base 147 to 812 and encodes 221 amino acids. The transcript is spliced from 3 exons. NCBI's taxonomy places the organism in Eukaryota, Metazoa, Chordata, Aves, Passeriformes, Passeridae. The record is from RefSeq and is a predicted model, not a curated record.
ACAGCAAAAGUUCAGGAACAUAACCCAAAUCCACCUCCCCAUUUUACCCCUUUACAAUUCCCACUGCCCUUUGGGCCUCUUCUUGGAAGCAAAUGGAAGACAAGCUGAAGUUUUCUCAAUUGAGCCGGAGCUAAGAAACCUUUGAAAUGCUAAUACCCUCCUUCAAACGGCACCCCCCACCCCGCACGGGCUGGGAGCCGGGCGCUCGGCAGAGUUACACAAAUAAACCCGCAACAGGUAAUUAUUUAGCGAACGGGUGCAACUUUGCGCGCUGCGCGCCGCGGAGCACCGGGCCUGCUCGGCGGGCGGACCCUGGCGCGCAUCCCCCGCGGCGGGGCGGCCGUGCGGAGCAGCGGCGCCGCCGCGCUGCCCGCGCCCAGAGCCGCCGGCUCACCGAGGGGCACAUCGCUGCGCCGGCGGCGGCCCCGCGGCAGCGGCAGGCGAGGCAGACCCUAAAUUCCCCACACUCCGCUCCGCGGCAAAAGCGCGAUGCAGCCAGGCUCCCGCACGCACGCACACAAGAAAUAAAUUCGGGAGAGGAGGACGGGCGCAGUGCAGUGUGUGUGCCCAGCCUCGGGAGUCCCUUCUGUGAAGCGAUCAGGAGGCGAUGCCAGCAGCUGGGGCAGCGGGGAACAACUCGAAUGUUACAAUGGACCCCCUCCUCCGUGUCUCUGUCGCUCGCACCGACCGGAUUCACAUCUCCCGGGAUGACAUUCUGGCCUCUGGCGGAGUGCGGAGCCGGCCCCUCCUCAGAUUUUCUCCUCUUCCUCUCUGUGCCGCUGCCCCGCCAACGACUGGAGAUCGGGCGCUGA